CCGAAAUCAGGCCUCCCCAGAGCUGCCUUCCAGGAGGGGCCCGGGGUGGCCGUCGGAGGUCAGUCCCUCGGCCACCCGGCGUCACUCUAAGGCGGAGGCCGGGAGGGAAGGGGGCCGCCCUACCCGCCCAGCGAGCCUGCAGACUCCGGCAUUUCCUCCCGCCUUCCUGGUGCGGCCUUCCCGGGGAAAGAAGAAGAUCCCGGGGCCCGAGUGACCCAGCCUCCCGCCGUUGCGCAGCGGCCGCCGAUCCCGGAGGGCCGCCCAGGGUAGGGUAGGAGUGCGAGGCAGAAGCUGGCCAGGGGCAGCGGCGGGGACCGCGACGGACAGGGCGCGGCCCGAGCGCGGGUGUGCAGCGCCGGAGGCGGCGGCGAGGGGAACUUGAGCUGGGAGAGGAGGCCGGGCUGCAGGGCGGCCCGCCCGGCGCUGGGAGCCGCCAAGGCCACGGCCACGGGGCCGCCCGGGUGCUGCGCGCAUGCCGGGCCGGGGACAGCCCCCGGGCUCGCGGCAUGUCGGUGCACUACACCCUCAACUUGCGCGUCUUCUGGCCUCUUGUGACCGGCCUGUGCACCGCGCUAGUGUGCCUCUACCAUGUCCUACGGGGCGGUGGGGGCGCCCCGGCAGAGCCCCCCGACAGCGUGGACAGCGGCUUCCCCCUGCUCAAGGUGGCCAUCCUUCUCCUCCUGGGCUACGUCCUCCUCCGAUGCCGCCACGCCGUCCGCCAGCGCCUCCUGCCAGGCUCUGCCAGCCUGGCUAGCCACUCCAACUUAGCCAGACCCUUGCAGGAGCCCGGUCUGGGCAUCUUGCUGGAAAGUUACUACGAGCAUGAGGUGCGCCUGUCGCCGCACGUGCUGGGUCACAGCAAGGCACACGUCAGCCGGAUCGUGGGUGAACUGGUGCGCGCUGGCCGGGCCAGGGGGUCUCCAGGCCCCAUCCCGGGGGGAGCAUUGGCCCUGGCCUUCCGGGGAGACUUCAUCCAGGUGGGCAGUGCGUAUGAGCAGCAUAAAAUCCGCCGGCCAGACAGCUUCGAUGUGCUGGUACCAUUGCGCCUCCCGCCGCUGGUGGCACUGGAGCCGCGGAGCCUGGGGUCCGAGUCCGCGCUGGACCCGGCCUUCCGCAGCUGCUUCCUGUGCACCCUCAAGGCGCCGCCCUCACCGUCUGGGGUCCAGGCGAGCCACUGGCAUCGGGACUGCAAACCCUUCGCCGACGGCUUCUGCGUGGAUGUACAAGGGCGGCGUCACCUCUCCGCCACUCUGGUGCUGCGCUGGUUCCAGGCGCACCUGCAACGCUCCUUGGCCGCCGUGCGCUACAGCCUGGAGGGUCGCUGUCGGGUCACCCUGACCCCCGGUGGCCUGGAGCAGCCUCCCACCCUCCACAUUCUGCCCUGUCGCACCGACUACGGUUGCUGUCGCCUUUCCAUGGCCGUGCGUCUCAUUCCUGCUGUCCAUCUGGGCGACGGCGUCUUCCUGGUGGCACCGCCGCCCUCGUCCAGCGGGGCCCUGGCAGAGCUCCCGGGUGGCCUGCGAGCAGAGGCACUGUGGGGUGUGAACACCGCUCGCCAGGAGCAGAAACUGCUGGGCUGGCUUCAGGAACGGGCGCCUCCAGGUGCCUGCUACCUCAAGUGCCUGCAGUUGCUCAAGGCUCUCCGAGAUCUGGGUGCCCGAGGGCUGGACCCGACGGCAGCUGCCCAGUGGGGACGCAUCCUGUCAUCCUAUGUACUCAAAACCGUGCUGCUGGCGGUGCUUCUGAUCGAUGGUGGCCCGGCGUCAAGCUGGGAUGAUAUACACCUGAGUGAAUGUUUGGAAAAGUUGGUAAAAUUUCUUAGGGACUGCUUGUUGCGACGCCGGGAGCUUUAUCACUGUGUCCUGGGCCCUGGUGGCCCGGCUACCGAGGUGGGCCCCCUGCCCAAGGUGCUGCGUGAGGCCGCUCCUGUUGACCUCCUGGCACCUUUCGACCUACAUGCCCGGGAGCUUGCAGCAGCACGGUUGCUGUCCACCUGGAGAAGGUUGCCUCAGCUUCUCCGAGCUUAUGGGGGUCCCCGCUACCUUGCCAGGUGCCCCUUACCCCGGAGUCAACGCACCCAGGGCUUUCCUGAAGAUGAACCAUAAAUCCUGACUACACCUCACUUGACUAAAUGCUCGGAAAGCCUUUUCCACAGGAUGGGGGUGGAGUAGCAGUUAUAUUUGAGAUGAGUUGUAUGUAGAAGGCAUUGAAAAAUGUGGAGGAUUCCACAGACUUUGGUAGGAUAAAUGUGUCCCCCCCCACGCACCCUGGUUGCACGACCCAACAUAAUUGCUUCAUCAUCUGAAGGCCUUAAAGCAUCCUGUAUGGCCUUGACACACACUCACAUCUCUCCCUAUCCCAGAAUUCUUUUGACAUACAUAUUUGUUAGAUACUGUGUUUUUCAGUUGGCCUAUUUGGGGGGUGGGGAGGGGAGUUUCUUUCAUUCAGUGCCAGGACUGGAGUGGGUAGGGUCUAACAAAUGGCAGGUAGGUGCUCUACCACUGAGCUACAUUCCCCAGCCCCUGGUUUUAUUGUUAUUUUUUGUUUCCUUUUUAAAGGAAAAACAAAAGAAUAUCCACCAGGCAUGGUGGCACAUGCCUUUAAUCCCAGGA
Messenger RNA from Nannospalax galili (Upper Galilee mountains blind mole rat), 2612 nucleotides. It is a transcript of the gene Itpripl2, whose product is annotated as ITPRIP like 2. The transcript has a single exon. NCBI's taxonomy places the organism in Eukaryota, Metazoa, Chordata, Mammalia, Rodentia, Spalacidae. The record is from RefSeq and is a predicted model, not a curated record. Bases 507 to 2105 code for a protein of 532 amino acids.